AUGGGUUCCGAAGUGGAAGAACCCAAUUCAACUUCAACCCCAACAAAACAAUCGACAGAACCAAACACAGCCCAAACGCCACACCCAAUUCAAAACACCAAAAAUCACGCCAACGGUCACGUAGCCGUUACUCCCAUUCCCACUCUCUCCAUCGUCCAACCUCAUUCCCUUCUUCCCAAGCCAGUGCCUCCCUCUGUUUCCAACUCUAACCCAAACGACGUCGUUCCCUCCUCCUUCGGCAGGUUCCUCCGCCAGCGCCGCAACGACCUGUCGUCCGCGAUCUCCAGAGGGAUCUCCACGCUGAAGCAAAACGACUCCUCGUCUAACAAUUACAAGAACAAGAACGCCAACGGCGUGACAGAGUUCGACCUCUCCGGGCUCAAGGUGUUGGUGACGCAGAAAAACGACGCGCCGUUCGCGAAGGGACGAAUCAGCUUCUUCUCGCGUUCGAAUUGCAGAGAGUGCGUCGCGGUUAGGAGAUUCUUCAGAGAGAGAGGAUUUAGGUUCGUGGAGAUCAACGUGGACGUGUACGUGGAACGAGAGGAGGAACUGAGAGAGAGAACGGGGAACGCGACGGUGCCGAAGAUCUUCUUCAACGACAAGCUCAUCGGAGGAUUGGUGGAGCUGAACAUGUUGAGGAAAAACGGCGGCGAUGAAUUGGAGAAGCGUUUGAAGGAAAUGGCAGGAAAGUGCGCCGGCGAUGUGCCUGCGGUGCCAGAGUACGGGUUCGACGCAGCGUUGGAGGAGGUGGAGGAGGAGGAGACGGUGGUGAAGGUGGUGAGAGUUUUGAGGCAGAGGUUACCAAUUCAGGACCGGUUGGUGAAGAUGAAGAUUGUGAGGAAUUGCUUCGCUUCGAGUGAGCUGGUGGAGCUUCUCGUUCACCACCAUGGCUAUGCUACUUCCAAGGCUGUUGAGAUUGGAAAACAGUUAUGCAAGAAGCACUUCAUCCAUCAUGUUUUGGGGGAAAAUGAUUUUGAGGAAGGGAACCAUUUCUAUAGAUUCCUUGAGCACGAACCCUUUAUCUCUAAAUGCUUUAACUUCCGUGGUGCAACAAAUGAUAGUGAACCCAAGGCUGCAGCUGCAGUCUGUGACAGACUCACCAAGAUUAUGUAUGCCAUUCUCGAGUCUUAUGCUUCUGAAGACAGGCGACGUGUUGAUUAUGUGGCCAUUAGCAAAAGUGAAGAAUUUCGUAGGUAUGUAAACAUGACCCAAGACCUGCAGAGGGUGAAUCUUUUGGAACUAUCAGAAAACGAGAAGCUUGCCUUCUUCUUAAAUUUGUACAAUGCCAUGGUGAUCCAUGCUAUCAUUAGAGUAGGGUGUCAAGAAGGUGUAAUUAAUAGGAGAUCCUUCUCUGAUUUCCAGUAUUUGAUUGGAGGACAUCCUUAUUCCCUUAGUACUAUUAAAAAUGGUAUCCUCAGAAGCAAUCGGAGGUCACCAUACUCCUUAAUCAAGCCCUUUAGCUCAGGAGACAGGCGGUUAGAGUGUGCUCUUAUCAAAAUGAAUCCAUUGGUUCACUUUGGUCUUUGCAAUGGAACAAAAUCAAGCCCAAGGGUGAGAUUUUUCUCGCCCUAUAGAGUAGGAGAAGAAUUGAAAUGUGCUGCUAGAGAAUUCUUUGAGAAUGAUGGAAUUGAAGUGGACCUGGAGAAGAGGACCAUUCAUCUCACCCCAAUUUUUAAGUGGUACUCUGCGGAUUUCGGACAAGAGAGAAACAUACUACACUGGAUAGUUAAUUACUCGGAUGCAAAAAAAGCAGGGCUUUUGACACAUCUCUUAGGUGAUGGUGGUGAUGUUACUAUCUCAUACCGGAAUUAUGAUUGGUCAAUAAAUUCCUGA
Messenger RNA from Abrus precatorius (Indian licorice), 1833 nucleotides. RefSeq lists its product as uncharacterized. Lineage: Eukaryota; Viridiplantae; Streptophyta; Magnoliopsida; Fabales; Fabaceae. The transcript is spliced from 6 exons. Gene Ontology annotation, biological process: intracellular signal transduction. The record is from RefSeq and is a predicted model, not a curated record. The coding region runs from base 1 to 1833 and encodes 610 amino acids.